Molecule: messenger RNA, 2043 nt
Organism: Cariama cristata (Red-legged seriema)
Lineage: Eukaryota; Metazoa; Chordata; Aves; Cariamiformes; Cariamidae
Gene: GSDME
Product: deafness, autosomal dominant 5
Exons: 11
Coding region: 49-2043 (664 amino acids)
Biological process (GO): programmed cell death
Cellular component (GO): cytoplasm
Source: RefSeq, a predicted model, not a curated record
CCAACUUUAAAAAAAACUGUAAUUGUGGAGUCUGACUUUGCAAAAUAUAUGGGGAAGUUUGGAGAUUUUGUUCAAGGACGUAUUGAAACUUCAUUUGGAAAGAUCAGCCUGGGAGCUGGAGGGAAGGGCUAUGUGGAAAACCAGUCCUCCUUUGGAAACCUGAGGAAGCAGGAGAUUGACUUGCAGCAGCUUAUGAAAGAUGUCAAGGACAGAACGAUAAAUCUAAACAGUAGUUUACUGCAACAAGUAAUAGAAAGAAAACGUGAAGUACUGUGCAUCUUGAGAGAAAAGAUAAUAACGACUCAGAAGUGCACAAUAUCUGAACAUAUCCAGACAGAAGAAAAAAUCAGCGGUGUGAUGGGAUGCAGUACAAAAAUAGUAAAGGUUUCAGUGGGUGAAAGUGGAAGUAUGAUGAAGGAUUCUAGUGUGAUCCUUGAAAUUCCUCCUGCAACUACUAUUGCCUACGGUGUAAUUGAACUGUUUAUAAAGCACAGUGGCCAGUUUGAAUUCUGUCUACUAGAUGAACAGCAAGGAGGUUUUGAAAAAGAGAGCACAGAAGGCUCAACUUAUCCCCAUUCGGCACUGUUCAGAGAUACUUCAUUUCUCUAUCAGCCAGAUGCUGUUGAUAAUGAGAUGUACUCUGCGGCUAAAAACCUCAUUCCUAGUGAUGCUUCUUUAAGUGUAUUGAAACAAGAUCUGUCACGGUUGAAGCCUCAGUUCCAGCCCUUUGUGAAGCUGCCGAAAGACAAGCAAAGAGCUUUAUAUAAAACCCUUUGUGAACUCUUGCUCCAUGAAGAAAUGGUAACUGCCCUGGAGGACGUGUUAGAUGACAUCUGCACAGGAGACAAGCCAGAUCUGAAGGAGUUAAAGCCUGCACAACAAGGAAAGCUCAUUGACUUCUUGCAGCUCUUAGGGUGCAGUUUAGAGAGUGAGCUGUUGCAGAAAUAUCAGCCUCAGGAUGAAGAACUCUUCUCAGCUGCUCACCUCCUCAUCAGUGCUAUCUCUGAGCUGUCUGAUUAUACUCUUGUCCUGCUGCGUGCCUGCUGUGAUCUUCAGGUUGUUCCGGCAUUGUGUUGUUUGCCUGACGUCACUUCAGCCGAUGGCACUGUGGCACUGAGCAGUCCUUCGGUGGCUACUCUCACUGACAGAGGAAGAUUUGAUGUCGUGCAAAGGCUGUUUGCUUCAUCAAACAUUAACCUGGAAAUGACAGAGUCUUCUGUAAAAGCUGUAACUAUGAAAGAACCUAGAUUCUUCCCACUUGUUCUUUAUGUUGCAUUGUAUGGAUUUUAUGCUUUAGGUGGGAAUCUCUGCAGAGUAUCGUUGGUGUGUAGAGCCACUCGGUUGCGUACUUACGGCAGUCCAGCCAGGCAUUACAGAGGUCAGGGUGGACUCGACGUGCUGGGGAUGGAGAUUAGUCUUUUGCUUCAGCUAAAUCCACUGAACAGGUCCAGGCUGAGGAGUGUAGCGGUUGCUGACAGAGCCAAGGUGGGGGCAGCGGAGGGGCUGGCAGUGUUUGUGGUACUGGCUUGGCUGACAGUAACGACAGCCCAGGAGGGUGAAGGUACCGUGCGGUCUUGUAACCCUCAGGUGGGUGGGAGCUCAGGGAAGUGUUGCAUGAGGCACCACUGCUGCGAGGCCGCAUUUCUGUGUGGUACCCCACCUCCUGCGCAGGCCCAGCACCCCUGCCCUGUGCCUGAGGUGGGAGCAGGGGAGGGGGCAGAUGCCCAGAAAGGAGGGGUUGCAAGGGUGGCAGCACCGGGGCCUCUGCUGAGGGGGACAGAGGCAGGAGUCGGGGCAGCCUUGGACUCGCGCAACAUGAGAGACUUUGGGCAAACAGCGGUGUGCCCCAGAGACCCCACGCUUCUACCAGUCAUCCAGAUCGUUUGGGUCUCUUGGCUCCUUGCCUCAUCUGCUGCCGUACCUUUAGGAUUGAUCAGUGUGUCUGCAGAAGUCAUUGGCUGCACUUCAGUCUUGGCUUUUGUUCUUUUAUGUGCUCUUUGCGCGCGUUUCCCAGCUGUCCUCCAUUUGGCAGCACUUCUGUGA